This is a messenger RNA of Blepharisma stoltei, 273 nucleotides long. NCBI's taxonomy places the organism in Eukaryota, Ciliophora, Heterotrichea, Heterotrichida, Blepharismidae. The record is from the annotation of a GenBank genome assembly.
AUGAGCCUAACAGUAUAUGUUGAAAGCCAUGAGCAAGGAUUCCCGUUUAUAUUGCCAGUAAUUAGGUCGAAAAAGCAAAGUGAGGUGCUUAGGUCGAAAUCUGUUUUUGUGCCCAGGGUGCAUUUUCCAGAUAUUUUAGGGAAAAAGAGUGGGAAAGGGAAAAAGAAGGGGAAACGGGCUGGGAAGAAAUCAAGGAGAGGUUUAAGUCCUGUGGCAGAAAGAAAUUUGAGAAGGAUUUCAAUCAGUCCUAUUAGUGUAUCAAUAAUUCCUUAA